This is a messenger RNA of Neltuma alba, 1880 nucleotides long. RefSeq names its product serine carboxypeptidase-like 45. The transcript has 11 exons. Bases 16 to 1443 code for a protein of 475 amino acids. Gene Ontology annotation, biological process: proteolysis. Gene Ontology annotation, molecular function: serine-type carboxypeptidase activity. Gene Ontology annotation, cellular component: vacuole. NCBI's taxonomy places the organism in Eukaryota, Viridiplantae, Streptophyta, Magnoliopsida, Fabales, Fabaceae. The record is from RefSeq and is a predicted model, not a curated record.
UGCAUUUGUGAACUCAUGAACUGGGCGACAUGGUGGAAAUGGAGGGCCUUGGCCUUGGCCAUGGCUAUAGCGGUGUCUUUUCAGAUGGGUGUUUGCCUGGACGCUCAUUCUCUUUCUUCGCUUGGGGAUGUAAUUCUCAGGCUUCCUGGCCAGCCCCAAGUUCGCUUUCAGCAGUUCUCAGGAUACGUUGAAGUUGACGAUAAGAAUGAGAAGGCUCUGUUCUACUAUUUUGUUGAAUCGGACACUGAUCCUGCUUCGAAGCCUUUGGUUCUCUGGCUCAAUGGAGGGCCUGGUUGUUCUUCCUUGGGAGUAGGUGCGUUCUCUGAAAAUGGGCCUUUCAGACCAAAUGGGAAAGUUCUAAUUGAAAACAAGUAUAGUUGGAACAAAGAAGCAAACGUGCUGUAUUUGGAGACACCCGUUGGGGUGGGGUUUUCUUAUGCGAAAGGAAGUUCCUCCCAUUUGACAGUAAACGACGAGGCAACAGCCAGGGAUAACCUUAUGUUCCUGAUACGCUGGUUCUCCAAAUUCCCCCAGUAUAGGCACAGAGACUUGUUUCUGACUGGGGAAAGCUAUGCAGGGCAUUAUGCUCCUCAACUUGCAAAGCUCAUGAUUGAGAUGAACAAAAAGGAGAAGAUAUUCAAUCUUAAAGGCAUAGCUUUGGGUAAUCCACUUCUAGAAUAUGCCACGGACUUCAAUUCAAGGGCUGGGUUCUUCUGGUCUCAUGGAUUGAUAUCAGAUUCAACGUACAAAAUGUUCACUAAAGUGUGUAAUUAUUCUCGGUACGUUAGUGAAUACUAUAGAGACUCAGUUUCGCCUCUUUGUUCAAAGGUUAUGCACCAAGUAGCCAGAGAAACCAGUAAAUUUGUGGACAAGUACGAUGUUACCCUUGAUGUUUGCAUUUCAUCAGUGCUUUCACAGUCCAAAGUUAUUUGUCCUCAAACUGAACAAGCAAACGAGAUGGUAGAUGUAUGCGUAGAUGACAAAGUUACAAAUUAUUUAAACCAAAAAGAUGUACGUGGGGCUCUCCAUGCCAGGCUUGUUGGAGUUCGCAAGUGGGAUGUCUGCAGCAAUAUUCUGGACUACGAUAUGCUCAACCUGGAAGUUCCUACACUUCCUCUUGUUGGAUCACUAAUAAAAGCCCGAGUUCAGGUCUUAAUUUACAGUGGAGAUCAAGAUUCUGUUCUUCCUCUGACUGGUAGCCGCACCUUGGUUCAAAAGCUGGCCAGGAAAUUAGAACUGAACACAACAGUUCCUUACAGAGUAUGGUUUGCGGGCCAGCAGGUUGGUGGGUGGACUCAAGUUUAUGGUAAUAUCCUCUCAUUUGCCACCGUGAGAGGAGCAUCCCAUGAAGUUCCUUUCUCACAACCUGAGAGAUCCCUUGUGCUCUUCAAGUCAUUUUUGCAAGGCAGGCCUCUACCUGACAGAAUCUUGACACAAAGUUAGAGAGUCUUUUUGAUUUAGUUGAAAUUGACCCGGGGAUCAACUUCUCCCGACAUUAACAUAAAGGUCCGAAGAUUAAGUGACUAGGCACAUCAAAACCAAAGUGGAUUUCUCCCCGCCUAAAAAGUGAUUGACUUUUAUGGAAAAGACCAAUUGACUUGAACCAGACAUCAGUUACCAGUUAAACCAGUCUAACAGAGAAACUAAAAAGAUUCCUUUUAGAAGGAAACUGUCGCUUGGGAUCAGUGAUCAAUCAGUCGAUAGAUGAACUCAUCGUUCAAUAGAUAAUUGAAGCCAAUCGAUUGAUAUCUGACACUUACAAAACAAGUUUGCUUUAAUCCUUGAAUAUGGAAUCCGAAAUUGUAAAGGCAUUGCCUGUGAUUUGUUGAAGAGAAAACCCUUUUUUUCUCUGAUUUGCUUUGGGCUAUAUCAGAAGGUUU